AUGACGCCUCUCGCAUCUCCCGGUAUCCGGAAUCUCUCAGCCACGGAUAUAAUUUCUGCUAGCAAACCUCCACAAAGGGCCCGGCGUCGAAACCGGGCGAUCCAAUCAUGCCUUGAGUGCCGUCGGCGGAAGAUGAAAUGUGAUAGAGAAAAUCCCUGUCAGAACUGUCACGCAUCGCAACAACAAUGCAUCUAUGUCACUUCAGCAAACGCAGAUGCCAAGAUUUGUCAACGGUUGAAUGAGAUAAAAGAGGCCAAAGAUGCAAUCGAUAACAGUCUCAGAGUAGAUCAACUGAAAUCCACAACAAAAGGUGGUGGCCCACGGCGAAAGCGAACUAGAAAGCCCGAAGAGCCCGUGAGCCAUGAUGAUGAUGAUGAUGAUGAUUGGGAAACUUCCGCCGAUGACGGGCAUUUGGAGCCAACGCCGCUGGCAGUGCAAGAUGCAGCCUACGCGGACGAAGCUGACGAUGAUGUAGAAGAUCUAGGCUUCAGAAUUGGCAGAUUGAGGAUGGGAGAGAGGAUCGGAGGCUACUACCGUCCACGGAUUGCAGACGAGAUAUUACUUUCCCUUCAACAGAAUCCAAAUCCCAGAGGUUCUUCUCCUCCCUCAAUACUGUCACCGAGAAAGCCUAGUAUAAUAGAAGACUAUUUGCGACCAGGGCCGUAUUUCAUGGUGCCUUCUAUCAAUUUGCUGUUUACUCAGGCUUCUUCGGGGGAUGAUUUGACUCGGUAUCUGCCCCCUCGCAGUGCUUCAGACUCGUUGAUGGAAUGCUAUUGGGCUGCGGUUCAUCCAGUGUCUCGAGUUGUCCACCGACCUUCUUUCGUUCAACGAUACGAAACUCUAUGGGAGACAAUAGAGAAUGGGCAUCGGGUGGCCCCAUCGCUUGCAGCAAUUGUUUACUCCAUUCUAUUCUCUGCUUCAGUUGCAAUGUCCGAAGAACAGGUUUCAAAGCUCUUCCAAACCUCGAAGCAAUGUCUGAAGGAUAGCUUGCAACUGGGUACUGAGCUAGCUCUCGGUCAAGCCCAGCUGCUUAGAGCGAGCAAGUUGGAGACUUUGCAGGCAUUCGUUGCAUACUUGCUCCCAAUGUGUCUCAAUGAGAUAUCUCGCGCUCACUCCUCUUUGACCGGUAUGCUGAUUCGACUGGCCGAGUGCAUGGGUCUGCACCGUGACCCUACUGAGUUUGGAUUUUCUCCCACCGAAUGCCACACUCGACGCCUAGUCUGGUAUCAAAUCUGCUAUCUCGAUCUCAAGACAAGUGCCAUCCAAGGACCGCGCCCAUUCAUUCAGACAGACGGAUAUACGACUCAACUUCCUCUAGACGUGACUUCAUUGCAAACAUCCACCACCACCACCACCAUGAAUAAGCCACCAGCGUGGAACGACCUGAUAUUCUCCAUGAUUCGAUUCGAAUGCCAGGAAAUGACUCGGCAAAACAUAGCAUUGCGCAAUAGACUCGACCAAAAGAAGAUUAGCCUAACCAAAGUGCUAUCCAAGAUCGAGGCUUUCCGCAUUGAAAUGAAUGCCAAAUACGGUGCUUUUCUCCACGUACCGUCCCCAAAUUCAAUGCAGAAAAUGGCCAGUCUCGUGCUCAAGCUUUUCACAAGCCUGUUAUACGUCAACAUCCUGAAUCGCUACAUGACCGGCGUCGCAUAUCAGAUCCCCGACAGGUUGCGCCAAAUAGCGCUGACCAAGGGCACCGACGCCUUGGAAGCCGCGGUCGAGUUAGAAUCAGCAAAGGACCUUCAGAAAUGGGCGUGGUACAGUUCUUCCUGGCAGGAAUACCACACUGCAUUCCUCUUGCUUCUCGAGGUUUUCUUGUUCCCGAUGCGCAAGGAAUCAAGCCGCAUAUGGCGUUGUCUGGACUUUAUAUUUGCAGACGUUAUCUCGACGCUGCCCCCUCCAUUGCAACAAAAGCGAGCGGCGCAGAGCAGCAUCCAAGAGAGUGUUGCACAGCGAGAUACGAAAGCGAGGUAUUUGCUGCUGAUGAUUGUCGAGCACAUGCGCGCUUACCAAAGGGCGAAAGGAAUCAAGACUCCAGUGCGGUUCAAGGACUCGAUGAUUGUCGUUCCGCCACAAAAUGGGGGCGAUGAUUCCGAACCUAGGAUGCCACCCAUCUAUACAAACGUGGAGCCAAAAGCAGAAUGCAAUGCUCGAUAUGCUGCAAGUGGUGUCGUGUCUGGCGAUGCCGAAGUACCGUCACAAAUACCCACAGGACUGCCACCUGUCAGCGAGUACCUGAAUACUCCCAGCAAUACAAAUGAUACUUACGGGACUACUACUUCCGGAGAAUUCCCUCCUUGGGCGCAGUUCGAAGAUUCAUUACUUGAGAAUCCGAUUCUUCACCAUAACCCCUCAACGGACACAACUGUGCAUGGCGGAAUGAAUGGACAGCCGGAUUACAUAGAUUCACAGAUGCUAGAGAUCGACUGGAACCUUUGGAAUACCCUAUUCCCCCCACAAAUCAACGAUGGCAACCUGGACAUCCACGAGGAUGGCUUAUACGUUUUUGACCAACGGGGAUUCUAG
Molecule: messenger RNA, 2526 nt
Organism: Talaromyces atroroseus
Lineage: Eukaryota; Fungi; Ascomycota; Eurotiomycetes; Eurotiales; Trichocomaceae
Exons: 5
Coding region: 1-2526 (841 amino acids)
Biological process (GO): regulation of DNA-templated transcription; DNA-templated transcription
Molecular function (GO): DNA-binding transcription factor activity, RNA polymerase II-specific; zinc ion binding; DNA binding
Source: RefSeq, a predicted model, not a curated record